AUGGAUGCUUCACAACUGUCCUUCCUGCUGCUGCUGUUGGGAUUUUUGCCCAAAGUGUUAUCGGUGCAGAUGUGUGACGUGGUGAAUGAGAUCGAGCUGGAGAAGGAGCGAUGUGAGAAUAGCACCUCUGGGAACGUCACUUCAGGUUGCCAGGGCACAUGGGAUAUCAUCGCCUGUUGGCCGUCAGCCAGAGUCGGAGAGGUGGUGACAAUAACCUGCCCCACUUACUUCAGUUAUUUCAGUGACCAGCAGAAAGGUAACCUCUCCAAAACCUGCACGGCAAACGGCUGGACUGAGAUGAGGCCUAUUGACAUCGCCAUGAACUGUGGAUACAAUCUCAAUAGCACUGGCGAUGAUGGCAAGUUUUUUUGGCAAGUGAAGAUUGGCUACACGAUUGGCCACAGUGUUUCCCUCAUCUCUCUAACCACGGCUAUUGUGAUCCUCUGCAUCUUCAGGAAGCUCCACUGCACAAGGAACUACAUCCACAUGCAUCUGUUUGUGUCAUUCAUCCUGAAGGCCAUCGCCGUGUUCGUCAAGGAUGUGGUGCUCUACGAGGUCGGGGAGGUGGACAACUGCUCCUCAGGCUCGGUUGGAUGCAAAGCAGUGAUUGUGUUCUUCCAGUACUGUAUAAUGGCCAGUUUCUUCUGGCUGCUGGUGGAGGGCCUUUAUCUUCACGCAUUGUUGGCUGUCUCUUUCUUCUCAGAGAGGAAGUACUUCUGGGCCUACAUUCUGAUCGGCUGGGGAGGUCCGACAAUUUUCAUCACAGCUUGGAGCAUCGCUAAAGCCUACUACAAUGAUGUGGGGUGCUGGGAUAUAAUCGAGAACACUGAUGUGUUCUGGUGGAUCAUUAAAACUCCUAUUCUGGCAUCAAUUCUGAUGAACUUUAUUCUCUUCAUCUGCAUCAUUCGAAUACUUCGCCAGAAGAUCAACUGCCCAGACAUUGGCAGAAAUGAGUCCAACCAGUACUCGAGACUGGCGAAAUCAACGCUGCUGUUGAUUCCGCUGUUUGGGAUCAAUUUUAUUGUGUUUGCAUUCAUCCCAGAGCAGGUGAAGACUGAGCUACGGCUAGUUUUUGAUUUGAUCCUGGGGUCGUUUCAGGGCUUUGUGGUCGCAGUUCUUUACUGCUUCCUCAAUGGAGAGGUUCAAGGUGAGAUCAAGAGGAAAUGGCGGAGGUGGCACCUGCAGAGAUACAUGAGCUCUGACACCAAAUACCAACAUCCGUCUAUUGGCAGCAGCAACAACUUCAGCACCCAGAUCACCAUGCUGACACGAUGUAGCCCUAAAACACGCCGGGGUUCAUCCUCCUGUCACGACGACUUGUCGAGCAUAUGA
Molecule: messenger RNA, 1332 nt
Organism: Toxotes jaculatrix (banded archerfish)
Lineage: Eukaryota; Metazoa; Chordata; Actinopteri; Toxotidae
Gene: vipr1b
Product: vasoactive intestinal peptide receptor 1b
Exons: 13
Coding region: 1-1332 (443 amino acids)
Biological process (GO): adenylate cyclase-modulating G protein-coupled receptor signaling pathway; cell surface receptor signaling pathway
Cellular component (GO): plasma membrane
Molecular function (GO): G protein-coupled peptide receptor activity; vasoactive intestinal polypeptide receptor activity; peptide hormone binding
Source: RefSeq, a predicted model, not a curated record